Molecule: messenger RNA, 726 nt
Organism: Cladocopium goreaui
Lineage: Eukaryota; Dinophyceae; Suessiales; Symbiodiniaceae
Source: the annotation of a GenBank genome assembly
UUCUGUGCUGUGUCCAUCACACCCCGAAUUGGCUGUUUCGUAGUGGUUUCGUUGGGAUAAUCGAAUAUUUUGCAGCCAUGAUCAUUCCAAUGCCAGCAAUGGGCCCUAUGGGUGGACCGCCAACUCCCUAUGCGUUGGCAAGGCGGCCAUGGGUUCAGUGCAUCCUGGUGCUACAAAGCCUCUGCUGUUUGGCGAGAAUGGUGGUUUUCUUGGACAUCAUGGGAGCGUUCCUGAUGGCCAUUAUGAUAGCUGUUGGCUUCUGUGCCAUACGGGAGGAUUUCAAUGUACAGCUUCUUUGCUAUUGGGGCCUCAUGUGCCUGAUCAAUGGCUCCUUUGACUUGGUCAAGCUGAUUGACGUUCUGGUGAAGUCACAUAUGCCGCUCUUCUCGUCGAAGUUCUCACAAGAGUACAAUAUAGCGAAUGCCAUUGCUUUGUCCAUACCAGUGACAACAUUGCUGGGAGUUCCUUUGGCAUGGUGGAUCUACAGGGACUGGGCAGCUGGCGGCGAAGCCGACCAGCUGCCUGGGCCAGGGAUGAGGGUCUCGCAAGGUGAAGCUCCAAAUGAGACUUCCAGUCUUCUUGGCGGUCGAGGCAGCGCACAGUUCACAGCAUUCGAAGGCCAGGGUCGACGCCUGGGAUCUGGCUGAGUAUCCAUUUGUGGGUCACAGGGACACGGUAGAGUUUCCUCCACGCCUCAAAGGCGCAACACGGUGACGUGUCGGAAAA